AUGGCGAAAGUGAAAAAGGAGAAGCUGCAGGAGGUGGUUGUGGAUCCAUACGAGAAAAUGGGUUUCCUUUUGCAAGCAUUAUAUGAAACUGAAGGCUGUUUUGACUCCCCUGCGUCCAAGCCAAGCUCUGCUACUCGGAGAGCCACUGGUCCGAUGAGACGGUCAGCGAAAUGCUGGACAGAGGAAGAGGACGAUCUUCUAGGAGAGCUGGUCAGAAAGUUUAACAAGAGUAAUUGGAAGGAAAUAGCUUCAUGUCUCCCUGGGCGCACAGAUGUUCAGUGCCUGCAGCGCUGGCAAAAGGUUCUAAAUCCUGAAAUUGUGAAGGGACCCUGGACAAAGGAGGAAGACGACUGCAUAAUCAAACAAGUUGAGAGUCAUGGUGCUAAAAGAUGGUCUGUUAUUGCAAAGUUCUUACCAGGUCGAAUGGGCAAGCAAUGCCGAGAAAGGUGGUACAAUCACUUAUGCCCGGCUAUAAAUAGAAAUGCAUGGACAGAAGAAGAGGAGUGGGUUCUUACUUACUACCACCAACUCUUUGGUAACAAGUGGGCAGAAAUAGCCAGGUUUCUACCUGGAAGGACUGACAAUGGAAUUAAAAAUCACUGGAACUGCACACUGAAGAGAAAAUUAGAUUCAUACUCACCUAAUGGUUGUGAUGUGGAUAUGCAUCCUUAUGUCUGGAACGGUGAAUUAAGAUCGGGCCAUGUCGAGAUUAACCCAGCCGGACAGAUUUCUGAUAGACUGGCCUCACUCAAUCAGAGAACAGGGUUGGAGAUUGGUGAUAGCGCUUGCUCUACAAAGUUGACUCUUGGAUGUUCUUAUAGACAUGAACUUUGUUCAGAAUGGAAACCUGUCAAAGUGCAGAAAUGCAGAUCAUCAGAUAGAGGAGCAAAUAGUUUGACAAAUCUAAUCACAAGUGGAUCUUCCAAACACAGCCCUUUAUCAGCCUCUUCAUUGGUUUUCGUGGGUGCAUCUACUUCUACCAGGUCCUCCCCCCAUGAGAGUCCAUCCUGCUACUCUACACCCCAAAGCCGUGCGCAGAAUGUUAAUGUGAAUCUCAGCAGUGGCAGCAGUCCUGGGUCGAGACUGAAGAACUUGGCAUUGAGUUUCAAAAAUACUCCUUCCAUCAUAAGAAAGAGAAGUUCCAGAAGACCUGAUGCUUCUUCAGCUGCCGUUAAAUCUCUAGGAAGGUGCCUGGAACGUGAAUUCGACGCCGAAAACCAUUCAGGUGUUACUAAAUGUGGCCAACUUUUCUCUGCAUAUGCUACUUCAUCAGACGUUAACGUUGGUGCAUAG
Prunus mume (Japanese apricot) is the source of this 1293-nucleotide messenger RNA. NCBI's taxonomy places the organism in Eukaryota, Viridiplantae, Streptophyta, Magnoliopsida, Rosales, Rosaceae. The record is from RefSeq and is a predicted model, not a curated record.